Rhinichthys klamathensis goyatoka is the source of this 2411-nucleotide messenger RNA. It is a transcript of the gene anos1a, whose product is annotated as anosmin 1a. NCBI's taxonomy places the organism in Eukaryota, Metazoa, Chordata, Actinopteri, Cypriniformes, Leuciscidae. Gene Ontology annotation, cellular component: cell surface; extracellular region. Gene Ontology annotation, biological process: neuron differentiation. Gene Ontology annotation, molecular function: protein binding; peptidase inhibitor activity. Bases 114 to 2075 code for a protein of 653 amino acids. The record is from RefSeq and is a predicted model, not a curated record. The transcript is spliced from 14 exons.
GGAAGCUCCGCCCACACGCGCUCAUUGAACUUUCAUUAUUUGCAUCAAGCACCCGCACAUCCACUUUUACUUUCAAGCUCUUCGGUUCAACAGGGCACUUUCUGUUCGUCAAGAUGCGCGACGCGCUCAUCGGUUUGUGCAUUGGGAUUAUACUGUUACUAAACAGUGGGUUUGUUGUAAUGAGGAGGCAGGACUCGUCUUCAGCUCUUGGCAGUAUUUUCCGUACGAGGUGCGCCGCCAGGUGCCUGAGCCUUCACAGCACGCGCAUCGCUCUCUCUCCAAGACAUUUCCAGAGUAAUGGAUCCCUUGGAUGGUGUCAGAGCCAUAAACAGUGUGCAAAGUGCCUGGAGCCAUGCAAAGACUCCUGGGAGUUGAAAGAUGGACCUUGUCGAGAUUUAUGUGAGCAUGCCUUUCCCAAGCGUCAUGGGGAGUGUGUGACGAGCUGUGAGUUCCUGCGAUCAGUGAUGGUGGUGAAACAGGGUGACUGUCCCCCACCAGAAAGAGCCAGCGGGUUUGCAGCCGCCUGUGUGGAAGGAUGUGAGGAAGAUGGAGAGUGUUCAACCCAGAAGAAAUGCUGCCCAAACGGCUGUGGACACACAUGCCAGUCACCUAAGAACCUCUAUAGGGGUGCUCCUCUAAAGCCCAGGAAGGAGCUGGUCUUUGAGGAGCUGGAGUCUGGUGUGCUGGAAGUGCGCUGGUCCUCCAAGUUUAAUGUGUCAGCGGAGCCGGUGCUGAAUGUUCUGCAGAGGAGGUGGAACUAUGGCAUCCACCCCAGUGAGGAUGGAGCCACUGAGUGGCAAGUGGUGGCACGGACAUCAGAAGAGCGUGUGUGGUUGACAGACAUUCGACCCGGUCGCUGGUACCAGUUCAGAGUGGCAGCAGUCAAUGUUCAUGGAACAAGAGGAUAUACCACCCCCAGCAGACACUUCAGAUCCUCUAAAGAUCCUGCCCCUCCCCCGGCUCCAUCUGAACUUCAUGUCAGCGACAUGACCUUUGGUGCAGAUCGCUCUGUGUCUGUCCGCCUCAGCUGGAGCAUGUCUGCAGAUUUAGACAUUCCUGUUAACCAUUACAAACUCUCCUGGAGCUGGUCUGACCACACAAUGCCACCCAAACUCAAAAGGAGACAGACUGCAAAUGGGGACUCUACCUAUGCUGAGCUGGAUGACUUGGGAGAGAACAGGAGUUACACUGUGGAGUUGCAGGCAGUUUCAUACUGGGGUCAGGUCCCCAUCAAGAGCUCCAAGGCCAUUCUUCAGUUUCCUACAAGCCAAAGACAAUCUGAUUUGGAACCCACAGUCAGCACGGUCUUUAUAAAUCCCCAGUCAGAUCUAUUAGACGUGGGCACUCCGUUCUAUCAAGAUGGACAGCUUCAGGUCCGGGUUUACUGGAAAAAGACAGAUCCCACUGUGAAUCGUUACCGUGUGCAGUGGUCUCCGGAAUUCUGCAGUCACAAUGGAUCCAGAACCCAGGAGAAGCUCAUCACCCAGGAGAAUUUUGCUAGCCUUCCUGGUCUUCAGUUCUCUUGCAAGUAUAAGGUGAUUAUCCAGCCUGUCGGAAUAAAGGGUCGAACCCAGGCGGAAAGCACAAACUUCUACACCCCUUCCUGUGCUACCAUCCAGAGCAAGAGUCCCAAACCCAUCCCCUGCUCUACAGUAUCAGCAGUGGUUCUUCCAAAGGUCCUGGUCAGGGCAGAGAACCUGACGGCAGCGUUCUCGGUCUACAUGGGGAAUGUGACAGGCCUGUUCUCAUGGGUGGUGGCCAUGCCUCAACCACCACAACAGGUCACAGGUUAUCAGGUCACAUGGGCAGAGGUCAUCACAGAGAGCCGCAUAAAUAAUCUGCCCAACAGCCUCAUAUCCCAGUCUCAGAUCCUACCUCCAGAGCGUAAUAUCCUGGUAGUUUCUGGUCUUCAGUUGGCAUCUCUCUACAGGCUUGAGGUGCAGGUGAUCACUACGGGAGGACAAGGCCCAGCAACAUCCAGAACCUUUCAGACACCAGUUCACAGCAGGCCAGUCCUGCACUACAAACCAAGGAUUAAGAAACACCAUCUAAGGUCGGUGAUAGAACGGCACUGAAGACCACACUGCAAUGAAUCAUCCUGGACCAGAACUGACUCCUCAGGAACACAGAGUGUCAGAAGAACCAAAGAAAAGUUAAUUGCAAAUCGUGUUUCAGCCUGAGCCAGUCAGAUGCCUCAGACAGUAACUCAAAAUGGGGACCUGCUGUAAUCUGAAGAUCAAAUUGUGAUUGACGUUAUGAUAUUUAAAGACCCAUUAAUUUCCUGUAGGGAGGAUCAGCUUCCACAAACUAAUUAGUAUUGAAUUUGCAACAAAGACUUGGGCAUCAAAAGCAAAAGCCAUAGGAUAAAACAUAAAGAAAAAUAUAAAGAUAAAGUGCAAAUACGAAAAAAA